UACUGUUGAAUUAUUGUGAGUUCACUUCAGUGAGCUGCAGACAGCCAAACACAGAUCACAGUCUCAGCUACAGCAGUGCACUGUUAACUUGAGGAAGGAAAGGUGUCAUUAUGCUGUUGAAAUCAGCUCCUAUGUGAGUUUACAGAGUGUAGGAACAGUCUGUGUUGAGGAUCCUGGUGACAUAUUGUGUUGAUGUUGAUCCUUUUAGCUGCCCGGCCUCCUCAGACUCUCAGCUGCUUACAGCACAAGAGGAUUAGUUUCCCUGCAGGAGGGUCAGAGAGCAGCAGGCAGAGAGGAAAAAUGUGGAAGCAGAGAAUGGACGUGUUCAUGCUGCUGCUGGUCUGGGGGCUGCUGGUUGGGCCAGUGCUGGCUCAGGUCCGGCACCCUCUGCCUGUGCUGUGGAUGAUGCCCGUCAGCUCUGAAGGGGGGGGGGGCCUGACCGCCGGUGUGGCCCCUGCUGUCAGACUGGCUCUGCAGGACCUGAAAAAACAACCGCCGCCGCUGGGAAACUAUGAGAUCCAGCUGCAGCUGCUCGACUCACAGUGUGAAGCGUCUUCGGGACUCAAAGCUCUGUUUGACGCCAUGUGGGCGGGGCCAAAGUACCUGCUGGUGUUUGGAGGGGUGUGUCCGUCUGUGACGAUGCUCAUCGCUCGCUCUCUGCCAGCUCUCAACCUGGUGCAGGUAUCCUUCGCAGCCACGCCCCCCAGCCUGUCCAACAGGAAGUGGUAUGGGAACCUGUUCAGCACUGUGCCGUCAGACCGAGCUCUGAACCAGGUCACCGUGAAGCUGCUGCAGCGCUACAAGUGGACCAGAGUCAGCAUCGUCACACAGGAAGGACCCAGACACUCAGAGAUGAAGAAGGAUCUGAUCAGACAGCUGCUGAAGGCCGACGUUCAGGUUGUUUCCACAGUGAGUUUCUAUGACGAUGCCUGCAGCAGCCUGAAGAAGCUGAAGGAACGUGACAUUCGGAUUAUCAUCGGACAGUUUGAGGAUGAUUCUGCUUCUGAGGUUUUCUGCUGUGCCUACAGACUGAACCUGUUUGGAGCUCGGUACCAGUGGAUCGUCGCUGGAGGAGGAACAGCUGGAUGGAGGUUGGGCUGGCAGGUUUCUGGCUGCACUGCCAACAAUCUCCUGACGGCUGCAGACGGAUCCAUCAGGCUGCAGAUCCGACAGCUCAGCAGCACAAACGCACCGGGAGUCUCCGGACGGACUCCACAAAACUACCAGGAUGCGUACCUCAGAGAGCUGAUCCAGGAGAGGUCGAAGGUCAGCCCCCUCCACGCCUUUGCCUACGACGCUGUUUGGGUUGCUGCCAAAGCUCUCAGCCAGGUGAUGGAGGCGGUGAAACACCGAGAGAAGUACAGCAUCAAGAGAAAUGUCACCGUGAGCGAGGAGGAAUUUCAGAAGAUGCUGCUGGAGGUCGUGAAGCAGACGCAGUUUGAAGGAGUGACGGGUCCAGUUUUCUUUCGAAAUGGAGAAAGAAUGAUGUUGAUCGAGCUGAUCCAGUUUCAAGGCAGCAGUGGUGUGUUGGUGGGAGAGUUCAGUACCAACACCCAGCAGCUCAGACUCAUGAACCACCUGCUGAAAUUUAAAGGUUCAGGACCAGCUAAAGACCAAACUGAGGUGCGUCUGCAGCAGCGUCUUGUCAGCCUCCUUCUGUACAGUAUUGUGUCAUCAGUCGCCACGGUAACCAUCAUCAUCACUCUGACCAUCCUGUGCUUCAUCAUCAUCAACCGCAAACACUGGCUGCUGAGAGCGAGCGGUGGAUCCCAGGAUGAGCUACUGCUGCUGGGCGUCCUGCUCUCGUCUGCCUCCGUCCUGAUCUCCGGUCUGGAUGAAGCCUUGCUGUCUGACGGGACGCUUGAGCUCCUCUGCUCUGUUCGUCUGUGGAUUCUGUCAGUGGGACACACUGUGGGCUUCUCUGUGCUGUUCAUCAAGACAUGGAGGGUUUAUUCACUCUGCAGCAUCAACCAGAAGCAGCAGAGCAGCCUGCAGCCAGCAGGCCGUGUGCUGCUGUGGAUGUUCCUGCUGGAUGUGUUUGUUUUAACCUCCUGGCAAAUCCUGGAUCCCCUCAGACGGGUGGUGAUGCAGCACAGAUUAGAGAGUGACCCUGCUGAUCAAGACGUGAUCAUCCAGCCGUACUCUGAACACUGCAGCAGCAUCAACAUGGAGCUGUGGCUCACUGCUGUCUAUGGAUACAAAGGACCCCUGCUGGGUCUCGGAUGUUUCCUGGCUUGGAGCAUCAGGACUGUGCAGGUUGAUCAUCCUGCAGUUCACAGUAAACACUUGACGCUGAGUAUGUUUACUCUGACGGUGUUCAGUGUGUUGGGAGUCUCAGGAUCACUGCUGACGUCCCACAAUCCUCCUGUUCAGUUCUGUCUGAGCAGUGCACUCAUCCUCGGCUGUAACAUCUUCAUCCUGAGCCUGCUGUUUGGAACGAAGUUUUUAUACUUGUGGUCGAACAGCAGCGAGCUGCAGAGUGAAGCUGCAGAGGAAGGAGCUGAAGAGCAGCUGAGGAGGUUAAACCAGCAGCUGAAGAGUCGAACUACACAGCUUGAUGUAGAAAUAGAAACCAUCACCAUGCAACUUUCUGAGACUUCAGAGUCUGAGAUGCUUCAUCACACAACAAGAGAGAAAAACAACGGUGAGGUCAGAUCUGUGACUCAUGCAGCUCAGGUGUUUGCUGAGGAUGAAAACUCAGAGAGAAAACCUUCAAGUCCAGACGAUGUCAACUCUCCAGAACAUGUGCGACGCCGUCUGUCCGUACAGCUGCCGAUCCUCCAUCACUCCUACCUGCCUGCCAUCGGCGGCAUCAGCGCCAGCAGCUCCAGUCUGUUCAGCAGUAGAGAGGCCUUCGUUCACCACGACGCACUGAUGACAACUUCCUGUAAACCUGACAACACACACCUGGAGCCACAGCUUUGACCUUCAUCUGAGAUCACCUGUUCUGAAACAGAGGAUGUUGGCCUUGAAUGUAUUUUAAUAUAUAUUAUUAAAUAUGGAAAUAAAUGUUGGACCAUAUACAGUAGUAAACUUUCCCACCAAACUGCCAUUAAGAUGUUGACUCUUUGUGAUUUUAAUCUAACACUGUCUGUUACCAAUUGUUAACUUGAUUCAUGUGAAAAAUAAGAAUUGAAAAUAUGGAAGAAGACUUUUUUGCUAUUAAAAUGUUUUUAAAUCAA
This is a messenger RNA of Thunnus maccoyii (southern bluefin tuna), 3182 nucleotides long. RefSeq names its product gamma-aminobutyric acid type B receptor subunit 2-like. Gene Ontology annotation, biological process: gamma-aminobutyric acid signaling pathway; G protein-coupled receptor signaling pathway. The coding region runs from base 193 to 2925 and encodes 910 amino acids. Gene Ontology annotation, cellular component: membrane; G protein-coupled receptor heterodimeric complex. The record is from RefSeq and is a predicted model, not a curated record. The transcript is spliced from 19 exons. Lineage: Eukaryota; Metazoa; Chordata; Actinopteri; Scombriformes; Scombridae. Gene Ontology annotation, molecular function: G protein-coupled GABA receptor activity.